Phanerochaete carnosa HHB-10118-sp is the source of this 327-nucleotide messenger RNA. RefSeq lists its product as uncharacterized. Lineage: Eukaryota; Fungi; Basidiomycota; Agaricomycetes; Polyporales; Phanerochaetaceae. The record is from RefSeq and is a predicted model, not a curated record. The transcript is spliced from 2 exons. The coding region runs from base 1 to 327 and encodes 108 amino acids.
AUGCCUCCUUCUAAAAAGUGCAAGUACAAUGCUUACAGGCUUUCUUUGUCUGCCAAAAGUGCUACUGGCAAUGCACUUAUCAAAGCUGCACUGUUGGCUGCCAUCACAGACUUUGCCACAUCUUCUACUCCUUUGGGUAGCAGCUCAGUUCCUAGCAAAGAGUUGCCUGUGCCCACGGUGGGCAUUCUUGAGCCAGGAGAAGUUGUUAGAGGUGUCAGUGCUGUUUCAGCUGCUGUGCGUGCUCUUAAUGAUCACAAGCAGCCUGAGAAGGAGGAGACCACAGCUCCUUCUGCCAAGGUCAUAGGAAACAAGAAAUCUCGGAACUAA